Messenger RNA from Labrus bergylta (ballan wrasse), 2957 nucleotides. Lineage: Eukaryota; Metazoa; Chordata; Actinopteri; Labriformes; Labridae. The record is from RefSeq and is a predicted model, not a curated record.
GUGGUGCGUUCAGUGCGGGAUCAGUGUUGACCGGCCGCCUGAGGAGAAAGUCAUCGUCUCUCAGGAUAAUUUGGAAUUAAAGUGUCCGGAUUUAAAUCCGAAACUGGAUCUUAAUCUCCUCCUGCAGACCGACAUGGACGUGUUACUGAACACCUGUGGACGGAAAAGAGUCCAAACUGUGCUCUUUGUAUUCCUCCUCGUCGUAAACGCAGCAGCUGAGUGUCCGAAGCCUGAAGGAAGAGACAGUAUCAUCUUAAGCGAAGCAGCCCUGUUGAUGAAUGACUUUCCCGAGGGCUCUGAUGUCAAGUUAGAGUGUGGUACUGGAUUUGAGACAGAUAGUGGCUCUGGAGUUAUAACCUGCAUCGACAGGAAGUGGACUGAACCAGAUCUCAUCUGCAAAAAGAAAGACUGUGGUCCCCCUACACCUUUCCCCAAUAUGUCCUUUGAUUUGAGACAAGGGACCCUGUUCAGAGCUGUAGCAGUAGUCAUUUGUGAUAAAGGCUACAGGGUCAUCGGAUCCAGUUAUAAACAGUGCUUCUCGCUAGGGUGGAGUGGAAGAGCAAAAUGUGAAACUAUAACCUGUAGUAAACCUGGUGGAGUGACCAAUGGCAGGAGCUCCUGGGAUUCUCAGGAUGAACCAAAAUAUGGAGAGACUGUACAGUACGUCUGUGAUCAAGGAUUCAGUCUCACUGGGAAUGACAGCAUCAUGUGCACUGAAACGGGUGCAUACAACGCCGAGCCUCCUAAAUGUGAAGGUGGCAGAGAUAUUUUGACGACACUUUCACCUAUCAAAGACACAACUGUUACAAACAGUGCAACAACUCCUCCACCUUCACUACAAGGUGGCAGAGAUAUUUUGACGACACUUUCACCUAUCAAAGACACAACUGUUACAAACAGUGCAACAACUCCUCCACCUUCACUACAAGGUGGCAGAGGCAUUGUGACAGGUGAGGAUAAAGAUACUCCAACUGCUGUAGCAUCAACAACUUCAUCACAAGACAUGCAUGGUGCAACUGAUGAAACCACCCAGGAUAACGGACAUUUACCUGUUAUAAUCAGUGUGAUAUGCACUUCAGCAGUGGUGUUUGUAGUUGUUAUCUGUAUAAACAAGUAUAUCAUAAGGAAAAAAGGCUUGAUAAAUGGAACGUUGCCUAUCUGUUCAAGAGCAUCUGUGACCCCGGACAGACGUGCCGACAGAUUAUAGCGGCGCCUCUCGGGGUUGAAGAAAAGGAAAUCUCACUUUACUGUCAAUGCACUUCAAAACAGCGGAUAACCCAAACUGCUGCAUUCGAGGCUCAUAAUUUAAAUCAACUACCGACGAUCAGAAAAGCACUUUUUGUAAUGAUUUAUUUUUUUAUGACCACUUUAUUCUAAGUAUUGUAAAUAGAUUGUGCCACUUUAGUUUCACUAUUUUGUAUUAUUGACUUAUUUAUGUUGUAAACUGGAAUUAACAUUCUGGUCGUUGUAUUAUGAGAUUUCUAAAGCUAUUUAAACUUUUGAGUUCUGAGUUUUUAAGUGUUUUUGUGUUAUUAAUGUUGCUGUUUUUGUUAAUACACAUUUGUGUAAAAGGGAUACAAGCAGCGAACACUGUGGUCAGUUCAGUAUGCAGACUGUAAGAGCGGCUGAUAAAGAUACCAUCAGCAAAAUUCUUCGCCUCCUGACUUUCUUUUCAUCAUUGUCUAUUGUGUUGGAGCUCUUUCUGCAAGCUGUGCAAAAAUAAUGCAAGCCUUUCUAUCAAGAAGAAAUAUACAUUACUGCCCAACAAUGAACAGCGUCUACCAUGUUUAUGCAUGCUUUCAGGGAAAUUCUCAAGGAAUUUUGCUAAAUCUUUUUAAAUGGGUUAAACAAGACACUACUGGAAGAUUAGGUUUUAAUAUGUUCAAACUUUUGCGACAAGUCAGAAAUCAGGGAGAGAGAGAGAGAAACAGGGGAAUGACAUGCGGGAAAGGAGCCACAGGUCGAAUUCGAACCUGAGCUGCCCACUUGAAGGACUAUUGCCUCUAUGUAAAUCUGUCCUUUUUGUUCUGCAUUUCAUGGGACUAUAUAUUCUGUAAAAAAGAAUAAAAGCCUCGAUUCAAGAGACGACCUUGAAGCUAAAUGUUAAACAUUUUUCCCUUUUAACAAAGGAACAGUUUUUAGUCCUCAAAGGAGGAACUCAAUGGUAGCAUUGAUAGUCAUGGCAGCAGAGAAAGGCCAGGCAGUAAUCCUGGCAGGGGUGUGGACGAGUACAGAGGAAAUCCCCUUAAUAAAAGUGACUCCACUGUUUCAUUGUACCCGGGUCUGCCAGAGGCCUGAACUGUGCCCUCAAGGAUCAAAGAAAACGUGACGCUAAAUUACUGUCAGUCAUGUAUUACAGUUUGUGACUUUGACAAUAAAUGAGCUUCAGAGGGAUUAAAGGAGGCUGUGACUAACUUGUGAAAUCUGGAAGAGGAAAACAUGGCCAUAAAGAAGAUAUGCACUCAUCAUGGCAGUAAUUUAUCUUAGUUAUGUGGACAGACAGUAUGAUCAGAAAGGGGGGAGGGGGGUUAGCAUUUUUCCCAGAGAGAGAGAGAUCUGGAUCUGAACAGAAGUGGUAGUCAUCAGCUAUCCUCCACAACCAGCUCCUCCUGAAAAAAAAAAUAUAUAUAUGAGGUAGCUGGGGUGCUGGAUAACCUAGCAGUUGAGCCCCAUGCACAAAGGCGUGUCCUCAUGGCAGCGGCCAAGGGUUCGAAUCCAGCCUCGGCUCUUUGCUGCAUGUCAUCUCCCUCUCGCUCUCCUCCCAACUUUUCCUGUCUCUCUUCAGCUGUCCUAUCCAAUAAGGGCAAAAUGGCCCCAAAAAGAUAUUUUUAAAAAACAUACAAAAAACCAGGGAGCCACAUUUCUGAACCACAUUUUUUUCUUUCAUUACAAUGACUCCAGACACUCUUGUAUGGAUUUAGAAAUGGACUAAAUAAACUCUGAAUGCUGAAUGCCAA